Messenger RNA from Etheostoma cragini (Arkansas darter), 2065 nucleotides. RefSeq names its product PARP1 binding protein (gene parpbp). Gene Ontology annotation, biological process: negative regulation of double-strand break repair via homologous recombination. Lineage: Eukaryota; Metazoa; Chordata; Actinopteri; Perciformes; Percidae. Bases 149 to 1915 code for a protein of 588 amino acids. The record is from RefSeq and is a predicted model, not a curated record. Gene Ontology annotation, cellular component: chromatin. The transcript has 11 exons.
ACACUGUUAGAGGUUUGCAUCAUUAAAUUAACAUUGUCUAUGAUGUAGUGCAGCCAUCAACAUUUGAUACCCUUAGUUAUAUCUGUGCAUUGUGUGGGAGCUGACAUAAAGACACAUCGUGAUGCAUGUUUUGACAUAAAUAGAGAAGAUGGAGGCUGUAGGAGAUGGUCUGAAGGUGAUGGUUAAAGUCUUUAGGAGAGAGUGCCACAGGGUUUUACACUCUGAGAGGACCACCAUUCACGGAGCUGAUGGCAUGCUGAUGUUGCUGCAGCUGGUCAUGGCAGAUGUUAAUAAGCAGCACGGCGGAGAGUUCAAAGUGGCUCUGAGUGAUGUCCUGAUGGCCUGGAAACACUUACUGUUUGACAAACUUCACCUGCCACCCCCCAACAUUGCACGCUUGGAGAACUAUGAUCUCAUCCUGGAGACAUACGAAUCUUUCCUGAAACGCUCCAACACUGUGGACCUGGUUGAUAUCCUCUCCAUGUACAAACAGCUGAGCCUAGUGGACUCAGACCCACAAGAGCCUGUGAGCCCGAUCCAGCUGUUUGAGUUUUUAUCAGGUAACAUGGAUGUCUCAGAGUUACCGAACUCUUCAGUCCCAUCAACACCAUCUAGUAAAAGCAGGCCCUGCAACUCACAGGUAAAAAUAGCAGUGAGAAGGGUUUUCUGCUCCUAUCUGGAUUUGCUCGUGAAUGCCAAGAACGACAUGGCGCUGGCGCUAACCAUUGACGUCCCUAGUCGCGCUCUUGGACGUCAGGCAUUUACCGACAUAAAGCACGCUGCACGGAACAACAACACUUCUCUCUUCUUGGCUGUGACAUCUUUUGUGAGGGCCAUCCAGCUCGGAGGGAAGGGCUACGCUCCAGCUGAGUCUGACCCACUGAGGAAACAUGUCAAAGGCCUGUCGGACUUCGUUCAGUUUCUAGACAACCUGGAAGAAAUCCUGGGAGAGAUUCCUGACCCAAGUGUGUGUGGAGCCAGGCUGGUGGCUGCCAUCAGGGCAGUGCUGGUGAAGGGACGCAGCAGUGGAGAUCCAGUGUUCGCUGCAGCUGAGGAGACGACAAAGGAGCUGAAGGAGAGGAUCUGCCAGCUACACCAGAUCCAAAAAGGGAUUUCUAAUGGAAGCGGGACAGGGAUAAGCCCUGCCAGGCCAAAGGCUUACGCGGUCAAUCACUGCACUGCAUACGGAGGUCGGGACACAGUGAAGGUGCUGGUGGCUCUGCUGGAUGAAGAAGCGCUGACUCCUCCGUGUCAGAACAAGGCAGACCUGCUGUCUGAGGACCAGCCCACCCUCAGUGGAGCAGAGGGGACCAGCUUCCUUAACAUGUUCAGAUCCCCUGAAGUGUCUACUGGAUGCUCUCCAGAACCUCUAAAGAACCGAGUCCAGAGCCGACUAGACCUGCUCAAACCCAAGCCCAGAGACAAAGUCAUUCGAUCCCAGUUUGCGUGCACAUACAAAGAUGAAGAACUGCCACUCAACCGUGUGCUGGAGUUCCCCAGCACCAGCCAGGUCCCUACCUGUGUGCACCCAGCACCCAAAUGCCCAACCAUCCCAGCUGUGGAUGAGGACUGCAGCUCUGAUGUGGAGGAGACAACCAAAGCCAAGUCUACGUCUGAAUGCCCGAAUAAGGAGCAGAACGGUGUGCAGCGGGGGCCUAGUCUUGAACCAAGAAGUGGAAAUGUGCAAAACAGAGGUGCAGGCCCAGGCAAUAGGAAGAAAACCGCCACUCAGAUGCAGAGAAAGGGCAACAAGAGGAAACAGGUGGAUUCUGACCAACAUGGUGGUUCAGAGAACGAGCCUCCACAGAAGAAACUUGUCUUGGUCCAAACGCAGGGCAAGAAUGUCAGUAAGGCCUCGAGUAAGAAGAAGCUGAUAUCUGGGCAGGGAAAGCUAACCAGCUUCUUCAGACUCUAAUAUGGGUUAGUUCUGGUUUCAUGUCAGUCAGACUUUCUGUCAAAUACUGGUUAUACAAAGCAGUUGAAUGUUCUUUUUUUUUCUUCCACUGUCAAAGUAAGUUCCAAAUAAGGCUGCAACUAAUGACUUUUGGUCCCAGUUAAUCUGUUC